Molecule: messenger RNA, 3283 nt
Organism: Thlaspi arvense
Lineage: Eukaryota; Viridiplantae; Streptophyta; Magnoliopsida; Brassicales; Brassicaceae
Source: the annotation of a GenBank genome assembly
UUUCUGAAACCAAAAACGAUAACACAGAAGUUAAACCGACACGCAAGCAAAUACUCACCGGCUAUUACCGGUUACAUCCACUCUUUAAGUCCUUUUUGUUGUUGUUACCGUUCUGUUUUUAAAAACCUCCGAUUCAUACUCUUCUGUUCCAUCUCUCUCUCUCUCUCUGAUCCCCAUCUCAUUCCCUUAUCAGUUCUCAAUUUUCUCUUUCCUAAUUUACCCUCACAUUUCCUUCGAAUUCUCCAUUUCUACCACAUCCUAAACCUUCUCAGAUGUCUGUAGUCACCAAGCUUCGUUCUCCGGUUAAACCGAUGGCUGAGUCACGAGCUAUCCUCUGUUCGACCGGCAACAGAUUUAGAGUUUCGAAAACUGAGAUCGCGACGAAGAAGCCGCAACAGCAACCACGAGUGACGAAAUCUCCGGCGGCUGCGAAGCCGGAUUCCUCCGUGACGAGCAACUUAACAGCCUCAACUGAUGAUUCCUACUCUUCGUCAUCUUCGGAACGUUCGUCGGUGAAGACGAAAAACUCUGACAAAAUUAUUACCCCGUCGAAACGGACCGGAUCAGUCACGAAGCUCAAUAAUAAUGUCGUCGCCGUCGCCGUCGCCGUCGCUGAGGACAUUUCUCCUGAAAUUCCGGGACCGGUCAAGAGAUGCCACUGGAUCACACCUAAUUCAGACCCGAUCUACGUGUUGUUCCAUGACGAGGAAUGGGGAGUUCCAGUUCGUGAGGACAAGAAACUCUUCGAGCUGCUUGUGUUCUCACAAGCUUUGGCUGAGUUUAGUUGGCCUUCAAUCCUUCACAAAAGAGAUGCCUUUAGGAAGCUCUUUGAAGAUUUCGAUCCUUUAGCUAUAGCACAAUUCACAGAGAAGAGGUUGAUGUCGCUUAGAGUAAAUGGGUGUCUAAUUUUAUCCGAGCAGAAACUGCGAGCCAUUGUAGAUAACGCAAAGUCGGUUCUCAAGGUGAAGCAAGAAUUUGGAUCGUUCCGCAACUACUGUUGGAGAUUUGUGAACCACAAGCCAUUAAGAAAUGGGUACCGCUACGGUCGUCAAGUACCGGUUAAGUCCCCAAAGGCAGAGAACAUUAGCAAAGAUAUGAUGCAGAGAGGGUUCCGCUGCGUGGGUCCUACCGUUAUUUAUUCCUUCUUGCAGGUCUCUGGCAUUGUGAAUGAUCAUCUCGCAGGUUGUUUCAGAUACCAAGAAUGUAAUGUUGAGACUGAGAUAGAACCGAAAAGCCCUGAGACUGAGACCGAACUGGAUCCGCAUUCUCCAUGACUUGUUUAAUCAGCAAAAGGGAUUGGAUUGUUAAGAAGACGAUGAUGAUGAUGACUAGAGUAUGUUUUGUAUUCAUUAUGAAAAUGUAGCAUUUGUAGCUAGCUGUGUUCAUUGGUUGUGCUUUCUCUUCUAGCUAGCUUUGUCUAACUAGAUAUUUGAUGGUUUGGGUUAGUUUUUGACAACAAAAAAUAUAUUAAAUUGCAUGGAAAUAAAGAAUUUAACAUUUUGUAUAAACAUAUGUUCUGCAACUUUUGGGUCUUGAUGUUGAGAAGCAGAAUGAGCUUAAGACACGACAGACACAUCACUACUCAAUUUGACAAGACAAUACAUAAAACGGUUUCAAGCCACUAAUUAAUGUAACAUUUGUAAGGGGACAAGAUAAAUCAUACAAUCUUAAGAUUCCUUAUCUACAAACAAUGCUUUUGAAACCAAAUUCAUGGAUUGAACAACGACAGCAACACUCCAAACUCCAAUGCUUCCACGGAGAUGGCUUUUGUGCCGCAUAUUCUGGAUAGUAAGUGAAGAACAUACGAGAGAUUCCAUAAAGAUCCAGUUACCUGGAAGAAGAAGCUCAAGAAUAGAAGAGCUUCUCACAUUCAAUCAAACAAGCCGUCCUGAGUCUGUUCAAGUCAACCACGAGCCUUGCCGUUUCCAAGCGUAAGCUCCAGAUCCUCCAUACCAACAUCAUGUAUCCGCUCUCCUUCCCACGGCUUAACUUGACUAUUCUCAAACUUAAACUCAGAGCUUUGACCAAUCUCUUGGAACGCAGCAGCAUUCGGAGACAUCUGCUGAGGAGCGGGAGGUUUCACGAGAUUGAAAGUAGGAGAGGUUGGCACCAUAGAGCCAGAGAACGGCUGUUGCUGUGCAAACUUCUGAAAGCUUAUCCAAUGACCAGAAUCAACAGUCGAAGAGUCAGACUCGUCACACUCAGGUAUAGUCGCCGGGGUAUGAAACUGGCGAUGUGUCGGACUAGCAGGCGCAGAAACCGCACAGAAAGGAUAGUUGAAAGACGACAUUGACUGUUUAGCGUUCGCCAUGGACUGCUUAGCAAUGGAUUCCCAAGUAGGCAAUGGCUUAGGGUUCUUAGAGGUCGGGGAUGAGACCGGUGGAGUAACGGGGCAACUGUUUGAGAUCCUGAGGGAAGGAAGAGAGGAAGGAAUGCCGCCGUUUCUGAGGAAGAAUGUGGAGAUGUUGUUACUCGGUUCACCACGAGACGGACUCGGGUAGGACGAGGAAGACGGGCUGACUUGGUAAGAAGGGAUGGGACUUUGAAAAGCCGAAGACAGAGGGCUCUGGUUUUGCGAUGAGUAAGGCGUAACUCGAGAGGAUGUUCCAGCUAUCUCACCAGGUGGAGGCCUGCAUCCCUUGCGAUAAGUGGUGCCGUCUUCUUCAACAACCCAACCAGCUUCAGCACAGAGAGCCUUGAGAACCUCAUUGUUGUCGCAAUGUUUGGGAAGAUUAUAAUCACCUUGAGCUCUAAGCCCAGUGUAUAUCUUCGCAGCUACGGCUCUUCUCCGUCUCUCUCUCCUCCGAUUGUUCUCCCUCUCCCUCCACGACGGUUUCCUCCUCGCCGCCGCCGCCGCAGCUGCCGCCGCUGCUGAUGUCGACGUAGCCCCAUCCGACGUCAUCCUCAAUCAAAAACCAACCACCACCCCCUCGAAAUCUCCGAUCUUUGAUGGAUGGGUGAAGAUUGUGUGAACGCAGACUGAAGAAGACGGAGAAGAGGAGUGAGAAGUUAGUGCUCACGAGGAAUACGCUUUUCCUUCGCUGGAAUCGAAGAAGAAUCUCUCAUUCUUCUCAAAAUUAAUUAAUAAUAAAAAAAAGUAUAGUUUGUGUUGAUUUUGGGUCGUGUGUUCAAAGUACGCGAGUUCACAUUAUUAAUCAGUGUUCGUAUUGUACUGAUCGUACACGUGUCGUAACGUGGCUUUUGAAGGGUGAGAUUGUGAAGUUGUACAUAGUGAAGUGUGUUGUUGGGUGUAGUGUAUAGUCGAAAUAGUACGUUUGUGUGC